AGAAAUCGUAGAGACUGUGGCGACACAUGAAAAACUCAAGAUGUAAUUAUAAGAAGCCCGCUGUCGGAUUCGCCUUGAAAUUCUGCAUAUACCACCUUAGUUUCAUAAAGUUUGGUCCGGCGCGGAGGUUGCACCUAAUUUUCUAAUGGAUGUCCAUGCACAGGCAAAAUCUGCGAAAAAUAUCCUAAUAGAGCAGUCUCAACAAACGCUAAUCACAUUCAGUUUUUGACUAUGUCGUCCAAACUUCUACACUUGACUGAUGCCCGAUCAUAUGUCUGAACCCAUAGUCCUGACAUUCUUGAAAAAGUUUUGGUUUCCAGAUAGUCCGGACGCUAGUCAUCUACAUUUUUUUGCUUACCCGGGGAUUCAAAACAAAAUUAAAAAACACAAUGUUGCAAAAAAUAAUCUUUUCCGCAUAGUUGUUGAGUGCGUCACCCCUCGUAACCUAGUCGCAAACUUUAUCGCAUAUACUGUUCCGUCGUAGAUUUGUCAUCGUAAUAAAAAACGUGAAGUGGAUAUUUUGUAGAAUUAAGAAUAAGCACAGAAUUAUUCAUUCUGGAAUUCUCUUAUCAAGUCUCGAGUUACUAGUACUUGUGUCUGUGUAAAAACGAUGUUUCUAACUACUAGAUGCAAAAAAAGAUAUUCAUAUGAAGGAUUACAUGUCAAAUGGAAGCAAUUUGAAUCGAAACUAGUUUUGCCCAUAUGAGAUGACCUUGGAAGUAAAUGAUUGAUUUUGUCUUACAUUUUCUUUUAAUAGUUUACUUCUUUUCUUCCAAAGAGAAUGAUAUCAUUUUUUUCAUCAUUCUAGGACGGUACGGUAUAUAAAUACUGAGAUACGGCAAUGCUCAGAACAGUUGUUUUAAAACGGCAACCAAAUGGUUUCGGGUUUGUUUUAAGAGGUUUAAAAAGUAAAGCUGUGAUUAUUUAAUUUCGACAUUGUCCCGUUAUAUAAUCUGUUUUACUAGAUGUUGGUACAUCUUUUAAGCCAACAAAAUCGAUUCCUGCAUCACAAUUGCUCUCUGAAAUUACAAAAGAUAGUAGUGCUGAUAAAGCUGGUCUUUUAGAAAAUGAUUAUUUAUUAGAGAUUAACAACAUAAAUGUUGAAUCAGCAUCACAUGAACAAUGUGCGGAAUUAAUUAGAGCAACAGGAGAAACAUUAUUGUUAAAAGUUAUCACUGUUACAACAGACAUGGUCUCAAAAUACGCAGCCUGUGUGUUAGAAAUGAAGUCGAAAUAUGUACUUUUAAAUAAAAAUGAGUCAGUAAUCGGAAACAAAUCAGCAACCUUAAGCAAGAAACUAUUACUACACUCUUACUUAGAAGGUGGCAAUACAAAAACUAAACACGGUUUUUUUAUGAGACCAUUGGGUAAAAUACAAAGCCAAGACAAAUAUGUUUUAAAUUUACUAGAUGAAGCACAAAUUGAAUUAGAAUCAAGUGAACGUUUACUAGAAUACAUUUCAAUUUUUACAGAUGAUGAAGAAACGAUGAUUACAAAUGAUCAAAAACGAUUACAAAUGAUUACAAACGAUCGACAGAACGAUCUUGUUUAUGAGGAUAACUUUAAUCCGAUCAUAUUUGGCAUGGUUCAAGAAUUCUCAUAUUCCAAACUUUAUGAUGUUUGUGCGAAAUAUGAAAGUGAAGAAGACUUAAGCAAACAUGACAAUCUUAGUAUGAAAAAUUCAUCAUUUUUUACAGAAAAAGGUCUAAAUAAAGACGAGGCAAGAGCAGCAGCGUUUGCCAUUGCCUUUUACACUGGUUCACAAAGCGAUGGCAUUAAUCGGGGUGCAAGUAUGGUUGCACGUACCAGUAAUGGUGCAGCAAUUAAGAAUUUAAGCGAAGAUGAUUUGAAUGAUGCAGUAAUUAUUCUCUAUUAUUUAAUCCGUGGUCUGGCUCAUAUUCCUUACUAUUGGGGGGUCUCGUCCAGAGCUGUUGAUUUAACUAAUGAUGAAUUAAAAGUCUAUACAUCCGAAUCAUUAAUUACAUGGUUUCAGUUUAGCAGUUCAAAGAAAGGUCGUUCACCUCCUGAUAAUUUUUCGAAAGAAAGAAAUACAAAAUUUAUAAUCCAUUCAAUAACCGGUAGACCAAUACAACAAUUUUCAAUGUUUCCUGAUGAAGAUGAAGUUCUGCUUUUACCACAUUCAGUAUUUAUUGUACUUGAUCAUCAAGUUUCAUAUGACAAUAUUCAUCACACAAUAUUGAUGCGUCAAGUAGAAUUAGGAUUCUGUAAGAUGUCAGUAUUAUGGGUUGAUGAUCAUAUAUUUGAUGAAAACUGGGAAAAUAAACGGCAUAUGGAACAAGCAUCAACAAGAUCCUUAAAUGUUAAUGUUCAUUUUAUAGCUAAAUCAACAACCGAUAGUGCUCUAUCCUUUCUUCGUUCAACGUUUGGUCAAAGAUUGAAAAAUCGAGAAACAUUUCGAAUUGUAACAGAUAUGAAUCGUGACAAUGAAUACCCGUAUCAAAAUACGGCCGGUGUACGGCUGAUUAAGAAAUUGAGAAAAUUAAACUUUGAAAAUCAAUGCCUAAUAUUUACUGGCGAUGAAAAAAGGGGGAGAGAGAAAGUAGAAAAGGAAUUAUCCACUAAUGAACGAAAAUUUGUUUCAAUAACAACUAAUCCGGAUAUUUUACAGAAGUUUGUCUGUUUCGAAGAAAAACCGUGUUAA
Messenger RNA from Didymodactylos carnosus, 2662 nucleotides. The record is from the annotation of a GenBank genome assembly. Lineage: Eukaryota; Metazoa; Rotifera; Eurotatoria; Philodinida; Philodinidae.